This is a messenger RNA of Pollicipes pollicipes, 348 nucleotides long. RefSeq lists its product as uncharacterized. Lineage: Eukaryota; Metazoa; Arthropoda; Thecostraca; Pollicipedomorpha; Pollicipedidae. The transcript has a single exon. Bases 1 to 348 code for a protein of 115 amino acids. The record is from RefSeq and is a predicted model, not a curated record.
AUGCAGCACCCUCAGGCGGCGAACAGGGUAGUCACCGGGUUCUACGUGGAUGACUUCUUAGACUUGGUCGACACCGAGAGCGAAGGCCAUCUAACCAAGUGGACCAGCACGUCAGAGACGGUGCUGCAGGAUAUCGCACCUGAGGAUAGGUGCGAUGAGACACGCGACCUGGACCUGGGCAACGAGGCACAGUGGAAAAAGACGCUGGGAGUCCACUGGUGUGCCCAGGAUGACCAGUUCAGGUUCAAGGUCAAGGCCAUCAGGGGUGAGAACACGAAGCGCUCCAUUUUGAGCAGCGCCUCGGCGGUGUUCGACCCGCUCGGCAUGCUGGUUCACCAUCCGUUCUAG